GGUUUGUUGGGUUAGUGACUUUCUGUCAAAAUGACACUUAUGUAAGUCUUGCCGCCAUUGUCAGAAUCCCCGCAAUUUCUAUCCCUGCCGCACACGGCGUGGCAAGGGCUCGGUGCGGGCCACGCUCAUAGUCAUCUUCUCCCCGCACGACAUAUCCACUUCCCUGCCAAUAAUGGCUCAAAUAACCGACUACGAACUUUCCGGACGACGCCACUGUUUCAUAGCUUGAAAUUUCGCUCCCUGUACCCUCGUUCGGUUCAUACGGAGUACGAGUAUGCUUGCAUUUCAGACAAAUUUAUAUUAUCCUUCGGGGUUCGAGUUAUAGGAGUUCGUGGAUCAUGCCUGCCCACGACCUCCUAUAAUAAUAUACCAUCUGUUCGGUUUGAUCCACUAGAUAUGUAGGAACUUUCAAAUAAAGCCGAUGUUACCCUCGAGAAAGCUUAGGGCUCACGGCAUCUUGAAAACUUCCAAGGAACCGGCAGUGCUCAAAUUGCACCUAUCAGCGAUCAUACUCAAUCAGGUUGUUGUUCCUGCAUGACAAGACUAUGCAGAGGGCGACAAUUUCGAACAAAGCAUCCGUGCUCCAGUUUUCAUCAUGACGACCACUGCCGUUUAUGGCCCGUGUUAUUUAUUGGCCGUCUGUACUUUAUGGAUCUAUCACUUGGCGCAGGUCAAGCCAAGUGGGGGGCAAACCUUUCCUGGACUGCGGCAUCUAGGCCGCGCUGACAUGGUUCGUACUUACGGGGACCAAAAUGGCACAGCCGCGAGGCUGGUGGCAGAGUACCUGUCAUUCAUUGCGGGAGUUGGGAUGGACCAAGCUGUGCCUCUCAAAUAAAUAAUACUAGAGGCUGGUGGUUGUACGCAGUUUUGCUUUUAAGCAUCGAGCGCAGUCAUUCAUUUUGCUGUUCUUAUCAGAGCUUUUGUUUUUUAUGCAAGAUGCUCUCCUUAUUGCCUUUGAGCGUGUUUCUGUCUUUUACAAGCACUGUACUCGCAGCUGCCCUCCAUAACCACCCUCAUGAAGGCCAUUCUAAGCGCCAGGCAGAUUCAAACACAACAUGGCUGGAAAAUUAUGAAUACGUCGUCGUUGGAUCGGGACCCGGCGGCGGUCCAGUUGCUGCCAACUUAGCCAUUGCAGGCUUUAAAGUUCUCCUGAUAGAUGCUGGAGACGACCAAGGCGGCGCGUUACAGUACCAAGUUCCUGCUCUCCAGCUGCAGGCAACGGAAUACGAACCGAUGCGAUGGGAUUAUUUUGUCAACCAUUAUUCCGAUGAGGCACGACAACAGAAGGAUUCUAAAAUGGUGUACCAAACUACUUCUGGCGAGCAGUAUGUUGGACUGAACCCCCCAAGCGGCUCAACCCCUCUGGGGAUUCUGUACCCAAGAGCUGGAACACUUGGUGGUUGCUCGGCUCACAAUGCUUUGAUCACGAUCUAUCCACACGACAGUGACUGGACAAAUAUUGCGACCAUUACAGGAGAUAAUUCCUGGAGCCCAGACAAGAUGAGAAAGUAUUUCAUGAAGCUAGAGAGGAACCGCUACCUCCCCAGCAGCAUCAUUGGCCAUGGCUUUGAUGGAUGGCUUGGGACAGCUCUUACAGACCUGUCGCUUGUGAUUGAAGACCCAAAGCUCCUCUCGCUCAUCAUUGCCGCUGGCACUGCAAUGGGUAAGGGUCUACUUGGACUUUUGGUCAACACUGUUGGAGGUCUUGGUCAAGUUUUGCUUCGCGACAUCAAUGCCCCAGGACAAUCUAGCAAGGCCGGACUCUACCAAGUACCCCUCGCUAUGGCUGACUCAAAACGAAAUGGACCUCGCAACUUAGUUCUAGAUACAGCCAAUGCUGUCAACAAGGACGGUUCUCGGAAGUACCAUCUCGAUAUCAAGCUCACAACUCUCGUCACCAAGGUUCGCUUCUCGCAUGACGGACCAACCCCCAAAGCUGUUGGAGUUGAUUUCCUCGAUGGUCAAAGCCUCUACAGGGCCGAUCCCCGAUCUGGUUCUGCUACAGUUACUGGCUCUGGAAGCGUGAAUGCCACACGCGAGGUUAUUCUGGCAGCUGGAGCUUUCAACACCCCUCAACUACUCAAACUCAGUGGUAUCGGCCCAGCCGCUGAGCUCGAAUCUUUCGACAUCCCCGUCGUCGUCGACCUUCCCGGUGUUGGCACCAACUUACAAGAUCGCUACGAGAACACUAUCAUCGGCGACAGCCCGACUGAUUUCUUCAUCACGAAAAAAUGUACUUUCAUGGAGACUAUGCCAGAUCCGUGCCUAACAAGGUGGACUAACGGCAUCGGCCCAAUCGCCAAAGGCACCUACGGCACCAAUGGUAUCGCCAUCGCCAUCGUCCAGAAGUCCUCUGUGGCCGAGGGCGAACCGGACCUCCUUAUAUCUGGCGCACCGGCCAAGUUCAAGGGCUACUUCCCUGGAUACUCGAGUGACUCCCUACACGAUGCCCAUCACUGGGCUUGGAUUGUUCUCAAGGCGCACAGCAGGAACAACGCCGGCGCCGUCACUCUCCGUUCUACCGACCCGCGCGACAUGCCCAAUAUCAACUUUAACUACUUUGACACGGGCGUGACCGCCAAUGGCGCAGCUGACAAGGAUCUCCAGGCCGUCUACGAGGCGAUGAAAUUCUCGCGUAAGAUCUUCAAGGGCCUGAUUCCCCUCGAUGGCGGCUUCAACGAGGUCUGGCCGGGCCCAAAUGUCACCACGGAGGCGGAUAUGAAGGAAUUCAUUAAGGACGAGGCCUGGGGACAUCACGCUAGCUGCACAUGUCCUAUUGGAGCUGAUGGUGACCCGAUGGCGGUGCUAGACUCGAAUUUCAAGGUCAGGGGCGUGGAGGGACUGAGGGUAGUUGAUGCUAGCGUUUUCCCCAAGAUCCCAGGGUUUUACAUCUCCUUACCAAUCUAUAUCGUGAGCGAAAAGGCGAGCGACGUUAUUAUCCAGGCUGCGGCGGCAUGAGGAGAUACAUUAUUCGUGGGGGUGUGAUGUCGUCACUUAGCGUCUUUGAGUAGGCUUCUGUAUUAUACUAUACAUUUCACAGAGACAUAUUUCCACUCGGUCAUUAUCAUAUGGGGGGCUUUAUUUUGCUGA
Pseudogymnoascus verrucosus is the source of this 3090-nucleotide messenger RNA. RefSeq lists its product as uncharacterized. The record is from RefSeq and is a predicted model, not a curated record. NCBI's taxonomy places the organism in Eukaryota, Fungi, Ascomycota, Leotiomycetes, Thelebolales, Thelebolaceae. The coding region runs from base 937 to 2958 and encodes 673 amino acids. Gene Ontology annotation, molecular function: oxidoreductase activity, acting on CH-OH group of donors; flavin adenine dinucleotide binding. The transcript has 2 exons.